AUGCCGGAAGCGAGCGAGUGUCAGAUACGGUUUGAUAACAAUCCGUGUGGAGUGUAUUUCCCUGGUCAAACCCUGUCCGGUUACGUCGAACUGCGCGUGCUGGAGGCGUUCAAAGUUAAAGGUGUCAGUCUGCAAAUUAAAGGAUUCGCCGAGGUAAAAUGGUCCGAAAGUAGUGGUACGGGAAAAUCCCGCCGUACCGUGCACUACCAUGGCAGGCAGGACUAUAUCAACACCGUCACGUACCUGCAGGGGUCACCGGAGGGCAAUCCGUUCGAUAUUGCACCCGGUACGCAUACGUAUCGGUUCGGCUGCCAGCUGCCCCACAAUCUGCCCACCUCGUUCGAGGGCCAGUACGGUCACAUACGGUACACCGUCCGUGUGGUACUGCACCGACCAUGGAAGGUAGAUCCAACGUAUAAGGUUGGCUUUACCGUGCUACGCCACGUGAAUCUUAACGAGAAUGCGCUGUCGCUGUCGCUACCGUGUAAGCUCGAGGUACAGAAGGUGUUUUGUUGCGGACCUUGCGCCUCGGACCCGCUGUACAUUGCGGCCCAGGUACCGAUCGGUGGAUACGUGCCCGGUCAAACGAUCGCGGUGCAUAUAGAGGCCUCGAACCGUAGCAAGAAGCGGGUGAACGAGUUCAGCGCCAAGCUGGUGAAGAACGUGUCCUACAUCAGCCAGACGCCGUACAGUCGCGUGAAGCUGGUGCCGGAAAUUGUGUCGGAAGUGCGUUGCCAGGGUGUUGCCGCCGGUGAGCAAGGUAGUUGGGAUCAGUUUUUGGCGAUACCGGCCCUACCGUCCACCAGCAACCAGUGUCAGGUGCUGACGCUCGGCUACGAGGUAGAGGUCGAGGCAAAAAUUACCGGCCCCAACAUUAAUCCGCGCAUUCGCAUUCCGAUUACGCUCGGUACGGUGCCAUUAGCGGCGCAUGCUAUCCCUACAGUGAGGAAUAACGAUCAGUUACAGGCGUAUCCCGUACCGUCCAUACCGGAACCGGUGGCGAUGGUGGAACCUUCGGCGCCUCCGGUGCCAUACGAUCAGCUCAAACCCACCGUUGCACCAACCGUACCCACGGAUCAACUACCGCCUCCGACGUACGAGGAAGCCGUUGGAUCUACGCCGGCCAACAUACUCGAGGAGGGCGAAGAAAAUACAGGCAGCAACAACUUCACCCCGCAGUACAUGGUUUACCGGUUCAAUGAGUAG
Molecule: messenger RNA, 1206 nt
Organism: Anopheles marshallii
Lineage: Eukaryota; Metazoa; Arthropoda; Insecta; Diptera; Culicidae
Product: arrestin domain-containing protein 3-like
Exons: 3
Coding region: 1-1206 (401 amino acids)
Biological process (GO): protein transport
Cellular component (GO): cytoplasm
Source: RefSeq, a predicted model, not a curated record